CACAGUCUUCAGUCGCAAGUGUCACGCCGUUUUGGAGUGUUGUGUGCGAGCGUUCACCGUCAGUUUCGUGUACGAUCGUUUUGGUUUGUUUUUUUUUUUUCAUAAACAACCGUCGAAUGAGUGUCGUUUUAUUUAUUUUCAUUAACACGACGUAAGUGACAAAUACCGCGGAAGACGUUUUCCCAGGGGUGAUUUUCAAGUCGACUUCCUUCACGAUGCGGCUAUUGCUCCUGGUCAUCUUGGCCACCACAGGAUUGGCGAUCGUUUCUUCGGAAACUAAUUGCAAGUUUCCUGGAGCACCGGCACAUUCAUCGGUGACGUUUACUAAUGAUUCUUUACCCGUCGGAGCGGUGGCCACAUACAGCUGCGAAAGAGGAUUUGAACUUUUGGGACCCGCACGCAGGGUGUGUGAACCCACCGGCGAAUGGCUGCCCGAGGGAAUACCGUUUUGUGUGUUGAACGUGGCCGCGGGCAAAGCGCCUAUGCAAAUCAGCUCCGAACCCGGUGGUUUGCCUCAGAAAGCCAUCGACGGCAGCACCAGCUCUUUCUUCAGCCCUGAAACGUGCACGCUCACCAAACCGGAACGUACCCCCUGGUGGUACGUGAACCUGCUGGAGCCGUACAUGGUGCAAUUGGUCCGUUUGGAUUUCGGCAAAGCGUGUUGCGGUAAAAACAAACCGGCCACCAUAAUCGUGCGAGUGGGAAACAACAGACCCGACCUGGGCACGAAUCCCAUAUGCAACCGAUUUACAGGAUUUAUCGACGAGGGUAAACCAUUAUUCUUGCCUUGUAACCCACCCAUGCCCGGAGCAUUUGUCAGUGUACACAUGGAAACAGCCGGCACGACCACACAACUCUCUAUCUGCGAAGCUUUCGUUUACACCGAUCAAGCGUUACCUAUAGAAAGAUGUCCGCAAUUCAGAGAUCAACCACCUGGCAGUACGGCCACGUACAAUGGGAAAUGUUACAUAUUCUACAACCGCCAACCAAUGAACCUGAGGGAUUCUCUAACCUUCUGCAGAUCUAGAGGGGGAACUUUGGUGGACGAAAGCAAUCCGGCGUUACAAGGGUUUGUCAGUUGGGAAUUGUGGAGAAGGCACAGGAGUGAUUCGCAAAGCCAAUACUGGAUGGGCGCCGUCAGAGAUGCUCACGACAGGAACAACUGGAAAUGGCUAAACGGCGACGACCUUACAGUGUCUUUCUGGAGCGUUCCUGCCAACGGACCCGAAACGACUUCGAUCAACGGAGGCGACUGCGCACGUUUCGACGGUGCCAAAGGCUGGCUGUGGUCGGACACCAAUUGUAACGCGCCGCUCAAUUUCAUUUGCCAACACCAGCCUAAUGCGUGUGGAAGGCCAGAACAACCGCCCAACUCCACAAUGAUUGCGGAAAACUUCAACGUAGGCACGGCGGUCGAGUACACGUGCGACGAGGGUCAUUUAUUGAUCGGACCAUCGACCCGCAUUUGUCUGGCCACAGGAUUCUACAACGAAUUCCCCCCGGUGUGCAAACGCAUUCAAUGCGGUUUCCCGGCAGAAAUUUCCAACGGCAGCUACAAGCUACUCAACGGCACCGUAAACUAUUUGAGCCAAGUGCAAUACAGUUGCGCGGAAGGUUACAAAAUCAACGGCAGGGACAGACUGAUUUGUGAUCUGGACGAAAGAUGGGACGGACCUCCUCCCAAGUGCACGGUGGAAAAAUGUGCAGAUCCGCCCGUUGUCCUCAACGGCGAAUACAUGAUUUCCAACAACGACACCACGGUCGGAACGAUAGUGGAAUAUUCGUGUGCGUCCAGACGGUUCAGACUGGUCGGAUCGAAGCAGCUGACGUGCAUGGCCAACGGCGAAUACGAUAACAAAGCGCCUUUCUGCAAAGAAGAGGUCAAAUCGCCGGCUCCGCCAAUUUUGGUCACUAAACCGCCGGUGGUCAUAUCCACGACCAGCAGCAGCAGCAGUAGCAGCAGCACUCCCAGUAGUCGAGUGCCCGCUGGCCGAGAAAAGCCACGACCUUUCACCACCAGACCUUCUACCACCAUCCUGACAAAACCCGCCAACGAUCAUGACGACAACGGUCAGACUUCGUCCAACGUUGUAAUCGCCUCGGCUCAUCCUCACGACAACGAAAUCCCCGACAGCGUACACGUCCGGACCAAUCCUAAUGCUGCCAAUAUACCGUCUCAGGUGGAGAGCGAACACCGGAUCGGCCCCAAGCUAAACCUGGGAGCCAUUAUCGCGUUGGGAGUGUUCGGGGCUUUCGUGUUCCUGGCUGCGGUGGUCACCACGAUUGUUAUACUAGUGAAAAGGAAUCGCAGUGCCAAACAUUUCCGCCACCGGGCGUCGCCGGACACCAACACGGUGGCCUCGUUGGACUCGUCCGGGUCGGAGAGCCGCGGUGGACUGAACCGGUACUACAGACAGGCGUGGGAGAACUUGCACCAGUCGCAGGCGGUUUCGCCCAAACACUCGAGGCAACACCACCACCACCAUCACCACGGCAGCAGCCAUCAGACGGCCAGGCGCAAGGAGACGAUGGACCCUUCGCCGCGGAUGGAGAGCAUGCGCGACGGCUCCGAACUGGUCGUCAACGACGCGUACCACCCGCGCACUGCCCAGGACAAAAAGAGACACCACCACCACCAUCACCAUCACCAGGGGGGCCGGCCGUCCAACAGAUACUGAAUGUGGAUCAUCAUCAUCAUCGUCAUCUCUAGCGUGUAAGGCGUACGGGGGACAAUAAGUAUUUAUAUUAUUGUUAUUAUCGGGCAAGGCGCGGGCAGACUAUAAAUGAGGAUUUCGAUGUUGCCAAAGCCACCCCCCCCCCGCCCCCGAUCGUCCGUUUUACUAUAUUGUUAUUAUUGGAAAUAGUACAGAGAAUAUUGGGGGAAAAAUAAGCCAACUAAAAAUUAACGCAUAACCCGCGCAAGAUUAAUGACCACGCGUACGGAACGGGCGCCGCGCGUUUUUUUCCCUCUUCUUUCUAAAAUAUGUGCACUGGCCAAGUCACGUCGUCCCGCGCCGGCUCUUCUUUGACUACGUUCCCGCUUCCGUCCAAAAACUCGGUGGCGCCCCAAGUCCAUACGCAAGCUCAAGUCAGGGUCAGACUACCUUAGAAAAAUAAAUAAUAACGAUAAAUUAGAAAUAAUAAUUACUCAAGGGACAUAUUUUGUUGUUAAAGUGCCGAAUGGAGGGGCGUAGUAGGGGUGGGGUACCCGGUGUAUGAUGUAAAAUUAAUGUUUCCAAAUUCUACUGCCGUAGACACUUUUACAAUACAUAAAUAUUCGGUACGUUUGCUCUUUUUUUGUAAUUUUUCUCUAGACUUGUCAACGCAAACAAUUAUAUCAUUUCCACGCGUAUAGUUCCUAAUAUUAAAACGUGACGGUCGCGCUCGCUCGCAUGUGAAGUCCGAACCCACAAUGAUUUUCGUCAACUUCUGUUAUUAUUAUGCUGUAAAAUAUGAAAUUUUUAUCGAAAAACAAUCGUUGCGUUCUUACGACGUGUUUCUUGUGGCGUUCGUUUCGUUGUACCACCGCCAAAGAACCAUUACAAUAGCAAUAUUAAAAGCAAUAUAUAAAAGCAAACCUAUCGAACGCCGCAAGAAACAAGUGGCGGCUAAUUAGUCUUCGCGGGGUGCCCGUCCAUUAUAAUGCGUCUGUAAAAAAAAUGUAUUUGGGCACCCAAUAGUGUUUCGCACAAUAAAUCGUUUUGCCCAAAUGAAUAUCACCCGUUUAAACGCCAUUAUAGUAUAUAAUAAAAUAUAUAUAUAUAUAUUUUUUACCUGAAAUAUUUCAAUAAUUGUCAAUACACCAACAUAACAACCAAACCACGGCCAAAAGUCUAGGUUCAGUGCUGUAGUGACUGUGAGUUUAACAGUAUGGAUCACCGAGGUAAAAAAAAAAAUCUACUCCCGGCAAUGUAUCGAAAUCCUCAUUUUAUUCUUUCGAACACACAAGUAUUCACCCCCCCCUCCCCUCCCCCGUAAGCCCCGAAAUUGUACUGUCAGCAUUGGACAUAAUUUAUAUAUUAUAUCGCUUUUAAUGUUACCUUUUCUGACGUCGAAAAUUAAGUCAAUAUUAUUUAAGUUCAGUUAUGUUUUAAUAUAAUUAAUAUUGUUGCAACUGAUACAUAUAAUAGGUAGGUAGGUAUUGCAUAAUAUACAGCUGUGUAAUACGCCUACAAAUAAUUUAGACUUUAAGUAGGUACCUAUUUUUUUAUAAUAUUCAUAUUUAAUAACAUAUAUUAUAUUUAUUUUUAUUUAUUUAUCAUGCGAGAACUGUUUUGCACAACGGUUUUAAAAAAGUUAUAAUAUAUUUUACAAGAACUGUUUUUUUUUUUUUUUAAUGCAGCCGACGGAAUUGUAUAUAAAUAGUUUAACAUACGUACUGCCAAAGUUUAUAUCAAUU
Messenger RNA from Adelges cooleyi (spruce gall adelgid), 4399 nucleotides. RefSeq lists its product as uncharacterized. The record is from RefSeq and is a predicted model, not a curated record. Lineage: Eukaryota; Metazoa; Arthropoda; Insecta; Hemiptera; Adelgidae.